Sphenostylis stenocarpa is the source of this 2229-nucleotide messenger RNA. NCBI's taxonomy places the organism in Eukaryota, Viridiplantae, Streptophyta, Magnoliopsida, Fabales, Fabaceae. The record is from the annotation of a GenBank genome assembly.
AUGAAGUUGGAAAUGCAGGCGACGUUAAAUCUAACAAGAACAGAUAUGAUUUCACGAACCCUUGGUCGUGUUGUCCCUCUGAAAUUCACCCUGUUGAGGUUGUUGUCCCCAUUUUCCACAAUCCCCAACAGUGACACCGCCAUUCUGGCGCGUCUGAAGCACAAAGACUGGCUCACUCCGAAAGAAGCCACCAACCUCUUAACCUCCCUCACACACCCUUCCUCCACCCUCUCCUUCUUCAACCUCUACACCUCCCGCAAGGACUUUGACCCCACUGAACCCGUUUGCACCACCCUCGUUGCCAAACUUGCGCAGGCCCAACACCUCAACCCACUCAUCAUCCUCCACCACAGCCUCACCCUCCCCCGCCCCCAACGACGCCGUUUAUCUGAUAACUUCUUUUUCACCCUAAUCAAAGCCUAUGCGCAUUCCUUCCAGCGCGUGGACCACGCCCUCCGCACCCUCCACGAAAUGCCCUGUGCCCCCUCCACGCGCACAUUCAACUUUGUCCUCAACCUCCUUGUUAAUACUCGCCUCUACUAUGCUGCACGCGACCUAUUCCUCCAAGCACCACAGCUCGGCGUGGCACUUGAUACGUGCUCGCUGAACAUCCUUAUCAAGGGGCUCUGUGCCCAGGGCGAGUUAAAUGCCGCGUUUGAGUUGCUGGAGGAGUUUCCUAAGCUGGGGUGUGAGGCGAACGCGUGGACCUACGCGACGCUGAUGAAGGGGUUGUGUGAGAGAGGGAAGAUGGAGGAGGCUUUUGGGUUGUUGGGGAGAAUGGAGGGGGGAGGUGUGGAUGCUGAUGUGGCGGUUUUCAAUGUUUUGAUUGGGGGGUUGAGGAAGUGGGGGAGGGUGGAUGAUGGGUGGAAGGUGUUGGAGGGGAUGAUGGGGAAGGGGGUGUGUCCUAAUGGGGGGUCUUAUAAUGAGGUUUUGUGUGGGUUGCUUGAGGGUGGGAGGUUUGAGGAAGCUAAGGAGGUUGUGGAGAGGAUGGGAGUGGAAGGUUUUGCGCCUAGUUUUGAAGCUUAUAAGGGUUUGGUUAAGGGGUUUUGUGAGAGGGGGGUGGUUGACGAGGUUGAGUGGGUUAUUAGGGAUAUGGUGAGGAAGGGUUUUGUGCCCAAGAUGGGGAUGUGGAGGAAGAUUGUGCAAUGUGUUGUUGAAAGGGAAGGGAGUUCUGGGUGCGUGGCUGUUGCUAUUGAUGGUAUUUUGGAGGUUGGCAAAUUGCAACCACCCCAUGAGGCCAUGCUUCAUGUAGUUGUUUUUAAGGUUGGCUUUGACAUGAAUUUAAUUGUUGGGAAUGGUCUCAUUGCAUUGUACGGGAAGUGUGGUUGCUUGCUGGAGGCAGACGUGUUCUUGCUGAAAUGCGAGGCAGGGAUGUUGUUUCAUGAAACUCGAUGUCUCAAGCCAGCAGUAACUGAUGUUUCAUCAGAAAAUGUUUGGAAUGUUAAAGGAGAUGUUCAAGAAUUUGGAGAAGAAAAGUUUGUUCUCAUGGAAUGUGAUGAUAACUGUGAAGGAGGGUUGAUGAAUAUGUUGAGAGGAAGAAGCUAUGUCCAAGGCUACAAUGUUGUGGCACUCUUCACUGAAAUGCUAAAUAUAGGUCAAAGUCCAGAUUCCAUUUUCUGUGUCGCAACUAUAUCGGCUUGUAGCUAUUCAAGUUUACACAAUGGAGGGAAGUUUUACUUUAAGCAGAUGACAGACCAUUACACAUUAGCACCAAGAACUAGGGACAAUGCUGUUCUAAAAUUAGAUGAUAAAGGUGCAAAUUAUUCUGUCUUGACUAGAAUGCCAGGUCACAUAGCUACCAAAAUGCUGGAAGAGGGAGGGACAAUUCCCCCCCCCCAUGAUAUCUGCCACUACAAUGAUUCAACUAACAACUGCAAGGAAAAAAUUGAGAUGGCGGCACCUGAGGUCACAGAAGUUUCACCAAGGGAUGAACCCUCUUCUAAUUCCUCAUUUGUUGUGAUUUAUUUGUGCCAAAACAAAGCAAUUCCUCUCCCUACUAAGUUUCACCAGAUGGAACAAUGUGUAUGUAGGAACAAGACAAUUUGGUGGAUAUGUAAACUGCUGAAAUGUUGGGUGGAAGCCGCUGCCUUGCGAGCUAGUAUUACUGGCGCUAGUAUUGCAGGCAUUGAUCGGUCUGGUGCCAUUGACAAAAACCAUAGAGCUGGUCAAGCUUUUGUUUACAUUGUGGCACACUGUACAAUGGCCCUUUUGAACAUGAUGACAGGAUGA